Messenger RNA from Mollisia scopiformis, 2214 nucleotides. RefSeq lists its product as uncharacterized. Lineage: Eukaryota; Fungi; Ascomycota; Leotiomycetes; Helotiales; Mollisiaceae. The annotation marks the transcript as partial. The transcript has a single exon. The record is from RefSeq and is a predicted model, not a curated record.
GAUGAAGAGGUGCCAGCAGAUGUAGAUGAACCACCGGAUCAUCGUCUACACGAACAAGCUCAUCCAGACUUUCACAAAGCGAUUGUUCGCCCUCAAGCUGACCGCAAAGAAUCACUCCUCACGAAAGCAUUCCAGAAGGUCCCGGAAACUGAUGCUGUCCAUCACGAUAUUCGACUGACGACAGACCUCACUCGCCGCCGUUCGAUGAUGAGCAAUGCCAGCCUGGCAUCGACGGCAGAACUCACCAGCGAUGGUGGUUUGACUAGCCCAGCACGAACAAACACACCUAGUCCACCAAUCCCUAGGUCUACCUACACGAGCUUUGCUCCAUACUCUUUCAACUCGAAAUCUAUCCAGCCACCAACAACAUUGGUCGCCAAAGUGGAGCCCGUGGAACCUGCUCGACCGGAAAUUGUGAGCAUAUCACCGAAGGCUCAACCAGUCGGCGAGGCAGUGGUCAAGAAACGUUGCAUCACGUUCAUGUGCGAUGGAAAGAAGGGCAUGGCCAAACCAAAUCCAGCAGUCGCUGAACCGGCUCCCAUCGCAGAACAGAAGCCUGCUGAAGUUCCUCAACCACGGAGGUGCACCAUCAAGUUUGCUUGCCCAGGCCCAAAACCCGCCGACAAGACUAGCAAAGCAACCACUCCAGUUGUGACCGAAGCACCAAAGCCCGUUGAGACUCAGAAGCAGCGUAUCUCGACAAGAUCUCCAUCCAUUCCACGGAAAUCUCCACGGCCCGGAUUGUCUUCGUCGAGGUCCAGUCGUGAAUCUAGCGCUACUGCUCGACGUAGCUCUCCAGUUGCACUGCGCACAAAGCCAAAGUAUAUCAUCGCUGAUGAAAAGACUAUCCAGUCUUCCGAAGCCACCCGUUUCCACGAGUUUUGUAGUGAAGAGUUACAAGACGAUGAUUGGAUCCGCAAGGAUGCCGACAUUCCACGUGAGAACAAGCUGACCAUCAACGACACAUUGAAGAUGGAGAAUGCUAUUCGUCAACUUGGAAACGAAGCCGAGCAAGAGGCAUUGGAAGACGAGGACGAUGAUGACGAGGAUCAGUCUGGCAACGAUUCUGAUGAAAACGAUUUCGAGGAUGAAGAGGAUGAGGAGGAUGGAAUCGAAGAUGGCAUUGUUAGCUCUGAUGAAGGCUCUGACGGCAACGAGACCGACAACGAAGCUGGCUUUGCAGAGUCAGAUGACGAAAGCGAUGGGGAGGGCGAGUUCUCGUUCUGGACACCUGGACGCAAGUUUCAUCACCACGGACAAGCGAGUAUUUACCGAGCAUCUGCCCAUCGUACUGCAUCUACCUCGUCGAUCGAUUCUUUGACCCACAUGGAACCUCCUCCUCAGAAGAGACGGUCAAAAGCUGUACCAAUGACUCUUCGUCCUGGUACCCCAGAACUCCCUGAUAGUACCGACUUCGUCUGUGGAACCCUCGAUGAAGAUCGUCCCCUGGAAGACGCCUAUGUAUCUUGCAUCGCCGCUAAGAAUGCCGCAAAGCAUAAGCAAACUCCCCAGGAUAUCGAUCCCAGCUUUCCUACUUCUGAUAUCGAGGACGAGGAAGAUGAGGUCGAUGACAUCGAAGUCGCCAACGAUAGUGACGAGCACGUGUGGAUCCAUGGCAAGUUCGAGGAAUCUGACAACGAGAGACACGGGAGACGCCGCUCUACUACCGCUAUACGUCGCAAGUCCCCUGGCCAUUCUCCCAGAAGACUUCACUCGCCACCUCCACCAAAGCAAACACGCCAUCGCUCUCCGCCACCUCGCAAACUCUUCGGUCAUUCUCCAAGGCGCCUGAGAUCACCACCUCCACCACGACAUGUCCGUUCACCUCAAGCAUCACCUACGUCGAGCAGAGCUAUCCCUUUUGCAGUACUGGCCUCUCGACCGGGAUUGACUCAUACGAAGUCUCUCCCACGUACUCCAAAUGCCUUCUGCCGGCAGUACAAUGCUUCCCGCUUAAUUGCUGCCAAUGGCAACGGCAUGGAUGCUGGCGAAAACGAUGGACACAUUCGUGGGGCUAUCGAUAUUGUGAAGGGCCUCGAGCAGAAACGCCAACGACGCAAGGAGAAAUUUUAUCAGAAGCAAUGCAAUCGCAAAAACAAGAGCCACGGAGAACGCAAACCUCAACCAGGAAAGGGAGCCGAGCGUAUGAGAGAAUUGGGUCUCCUCAUGGCUGGCAAGACCGGUCCACAGGACCCAUACAUGCUGUCUGCUUAG